Messenger RNA from Rotaria sp. Silwood2, 588 nucleotides. The record is from the annotation of a GenBank genome assembly. NCBI's taxonomy places the organism in Eukaryota, Metazoa, Rotifera, Eurotatoria, Philodinida, Philodinidae.
AUGGCUUCAUCUACAUUACAGGCACAAUGUAAAGAAUGUCAAAAUGGAGUAGCCACAUGCAGUGGAUGCCGUAAACAGUACUGUAUAAAUCAUUUUCAGAAGCAUCGUCAAGAGCUAGCUGCACGAAUGGAUGAAGUUGGAGAAGAACAUGAUCUAUUGCAGCAAGAUCUCGAACGAGAAAAUAUGAUGUCUGAGCUCUUCUCUCGUAUUGAAAAUUGGAAGCAACAAUCGAUCAAACUGAUUGAAGAUACGGCUGAACAGGUUCGAGCAGAUCUACAAAAACACUUUCAUCGCACGAAACACUAUCUAAAGGAGUCCCUAGAGAAGCUGACUGAGAAGCUGAAAUCAAGCCAGUUAUCAAAUAAUUACGCAGAAAAACAACUUGAUGAAUGGAUGAGACAACUACUGCAAUUACGCCAGAUGCUGGAGAAACCAUCGACAAUCGAUAUUGUAGAGGACGAUACAACGCGUUCAUCGAUUCAUAUGAUCAAAGUGAUCGAUCGAUCCAUCAAUGAACAUGAUCGCAUGGUUAGAAAUAUGACAACACUGUCCAGUUCAUUACCAGCAGCUUCAGCAUCAAGUAAGUAA